Molecule: messenger RNA, 2786 nt
Organism: Manduca sexta (tobacco hornworm)
Lineage: Eukaryota; Metazoa; Arthropoda; Insecta; Lepidoptera; Sphingidae
Product: (E3-independent) E2 ubiquitin-conjugating enzyme UBE2O-like
Exons: 5
Coding region: 326-940 (204 amino acids)
Source: RefSeq, a predicted model, not a curated record
UUGCAUCAUCAUUCAUGUUGAUUCCUUCUGUAACAGAUGAGUGCAUGGUAUAAUCUUUGUAUUAUCUUACUUUCCAACAGUCUAACCGAAUUGCUUCCUUGUGUGAAUAACCCAUGUCAUCUGAUUGCAUUGACCGUCACUUGUAUUUGGUAUAGCUCAUGUAAUAUAGUACCUAUGCGACAUUGUAUGUACAUUUUACAAAUAAUUCUUUUCUGUUACAAACUUUCCAAUGAUAGUAGACUCUUCAUGACGGUCAAUGCUCGAAACUGCACGAUAUUAAUGCAUUGUUGAUGAAUACAGUCAGUACGGUGCUCUUGUGGUGAACAUGGGUGAUGAGGAUGAGAAGGAGGAGCCGAAGCCGAUGCCCGAGGAUGCUGACGUCAAGGACGCCACAACAACCACCAUCGUUGCUAAAACCGAUGGUGACAACGGCCAAGCUGUAACAGAGGCUCCACUGGCCAGCGUGGAAGGCAUGGAGGCCGAGGUGGCGGACACGGGGCCCGAUGAGAUCGCCGGCGAGGGCUUCAGCCUGCUGGAGUUCGCGCCGGCCGCUCACCGCUUCCGCAUGUCCAUGCUGCAGCCGUCCGACCCGCGCUCCUUCUACUCCGCCGUCAAGCGUGAGAUCAAACUGCUCAAGAGCGACCUGCCGCCUGGCGUGUGGGUCCGCGGAUACGAGAACCGCAUCGAUCUGCUGUCGGUGAUGAUUGCCGGCCCGACCAAGACCCCGUACGAGGACGGGCUGUUCGUGUUCGACGUGCAGCUCGGCGGCGAGUACCCGCGCGCCCCGCCUCUCUGCCACUACCACUCAUACUGCAGCGACCGCCUCAAUCCCAACCUCUACGAAGACGGAAAGGUUUGCGUUUCCCUUCUCGGCACAUGGUCCGGCCGCGGCGUGGAAGUGUGGGGCAAAGACAGCUCUCUACUGCAGGUGAUCGUCUGACUGCAGGGCCUCAUUCUCAAUUCUGAGCCAUAUUUCAAUGAGGCCGGAUAUGAAAAACAAAAAGGCACUCAACAAGGCAACGAGAACUCGCGCAUGUACAACGAGAUGGUGCUGCUGAAGCUGGUGCAGUCCAUGACUAAGAUGGUGCUGAACCCGCCCGAGCCGUUCCGGCGCGAGAUCGUGCAGCACCUGCGCGCGCACGCGGCCGCGCUAUGCCGCCGCCUCGAGGGGCUCGUGGCGCUGUCCCGCGGCGAGCCCGCGCCCGGCGCCGCGCUGCCCGCGCCGCCCGACUACCCGCUGGUGCCGGCCUCGCGCGGCUUCUGCCUCACGCUGCGCUCGUCGCUCGACGCCUUCCGCGCCGCGCUGCGCCGCAACGACAUCCACGUGCCGCCCUCCAUCGUUAUAUCCGCUGCGCUAAGCGCCGCCGCCACCUCCACACCACUAGUGCGUCUGUCGACCCAUCCUAUCGUCUGUAUCGCCNCCGGUUUCCAUUCACUUUACAUAUUCGAGUAGUAGAACCGACACCGAAGCACUGGCCGGUGUCGGUCCCCGCGAUGUCCCUUUUACGGUUUAAUAAAAUAAAUAAAAAUGUCGUAGCUAUAGUAUUUAUUGUGAUGUACUUUUCGAUUAUAGGAAUAUUUUAGAUGUUCGACCUGAGCUGUUAGGUCUAUUAUUGUUAUUAUUUUUUUUGUUUGUUUCUCACGAAUAAAAAUUACAUAUUCCGAGUUCUCUCUCAUCAUUAAGUAUUUUAUCAUUAGUGUCGAAUGCAUGAAAGUCGAAUUGGUUGUUCAUAUUGCUAGUCAAUAUGAAAUAAACAGGUUCUCUUUAAUAUUUACAAAUCAAAUUCUAAAUAAUAAAUGUCGAUCUUAUGCGAAUGAUAUGAUUAUUAUUAGAUCUUUUAAAUAUUAGAUUAAUAUUAUUUAUUUGUAACAUGUUAUGUCUACUUAUAAAUCAACAGCGUUAUGGGUACUUAUUUGAAAAUUGCAUACUUUUUACGAGGAGAUGCUUUUUUGCUGUUGUUCAAUUUUGCUACACGGAGUGUUGUUACUAUGCUAAUGAUUUUAGAUACGCGCCUAGAUUAUGAUACGUUCUCAUCCGUAUGUUUGUUUUGUAAUUCAAUGCGAUAAUGUUAUCAUUUUGUGAACGAACGUGCGACUGUUGUGGAUAGCAAUGUUUUAUUUUGUACGUGUGUUAUGUGUGCGUAAAUACUUUCAUUCAUUUUUGUAUGUAAUUAUAAUUAUAAUAUUUCAUUUCAUUUUAUACAGCGGGAUAUCUUUAAUGUGUUGUGAUAAUUAGAUACUAUUUCAGUAAAAUUUUCACUAUUCAACAAUCUUAGUCACUUAGUGUUUUGGCUUUACAACUGCAAGCACCCAAUAUAAGGUAUAUUGAAUAGUUUCACUCGCCUAACUGUCUAUACUAUCGGUUUCUGUGCCUAAAAAACAAAAUAAAAAAAAAGAUUUUUUAUUUAUUUAUAAUUAUUUUAUUUAUGUGGUGAGCCCAUAUUAUUAUUAUGGCGUUAGUCACAAAAUGUUUCUUCACGAAGAAAUGCCGUUGUAGUCUAAAUUGUAUUAGUAUUAUUAACCAGUGUUACCUAUUUCAGUAGUGAUAAUUCAAAAUUGGUCUACUCGUAUUAUUUUUGGGUUAUUGUGUUAGAAGCGAUCCCGUGUUUAGUGCUUGUAGCGUUGAAUUGUACGAGUCCAUAGCUGCGCCGGCCGCGCGGCAGCACAAAUACAAUGUAAUUUCAUGCCAAAGUCAAUUGAGCUAUGGAAGGCUUUUGUCGCUUGUGUACGCGAGAUAAGUGACAACUGUGUAUAAUGAUGAUAUAAUAAAUAAUUCUUCGACCUUA